AUGACGUUUCUAUUUAAUUUUAAUUUAAAAAAAAGAAAUAUUAACAUAAAAUUAUGGAUUUUCCUAUUUCUAACAUGGACUAAUAUUGUAGAAAACUCACUCAUAUUAGAUGAAGAUGCUCCAAAAAAUGGUUAUUCAGGUAGAAUAUGUGGUAUAGGUGAUAUGAAUAAGGAUGGUUACACUGAUAUAAUAGUACAAAAUGAUGAUGAAUUAACAAUAAGGUUACAAUCAGAAACUGGAAUUUUUAGUAAUCAAACGACUCCAAAAAGUUUACAAAUUGAGUCAACGAAAUCGUCUUGUUUUGUAGGAGAUUUUAAUGGUGAUACAAUUCCAGAUAUAAUUUCUGUUUCAGAAUUAGAUGAUUCUAUUUUUCAUGUGACUGUAUUUUUAUUUAAUGAUGUUUACAAGUUCAACUUUACGGUUUUUAAUUUAAAUACAUUAUUAUUUGACGAGCCCAUUUUAGUUGAUGUUAAUGGUGAUGGUAUAACUGAUAUUGUUGGAUUUAAAAGUGAAACCCGUGAGUUAGUUUGUUUUACGGGUGGUGAAAAAUUUGGAACAGAGGAAUGUACAAAAUUAUUUAAAAAUAAUUUAAAUGAUAAUAUUGAUAAUAUAAACGAGAGAAAAAAUAUGAAACCAAAAAAAUAUUUUCCACAUAUAUUUGCAGAUUUUGAUGGAGAUAUGAGAGCUGAUUUUGUUUUUGGUAUGGAAAAUGAAAAUCAAAAAUUAGUUUUAGAGAUGUAUGUGAAGAAUGAAAUUAGGAAUAAUUGGGUUUUACAUAAAAAUGCCAUUGCCAAAAUACCUAAUAAUUACGAUGAAAAAAAUUUAGCAGCACCUGUUGUUUCUGAUUUUGAUGCUGACGGUCACCUUGAUAUAGCUUUUCCCGUCUGUAGUGAUAGUGGUUGUAAAAAAAUUGAAAAAUUUUUAAUUUGGUCAAAUAAAAAUAGUAAUAGAAUUUCUAAAUCUGAAGUAUUGAAAGAAGGUGGUGAAUGGAAUUAUAUUACAAUUGAUAAUAAAGAAUCAGAACUUGCUGUGACUGAUGGAUAUCCUGAUUUGAUAGCUGUUGCUAAAAUUAACAAUGGUGACCAUCCAAUAAUUCUUGAAAAUGUUGAAUGUAAUGGUUGUGAAAAUGUAACUAGGAAAUUUGAAAUGAAAACCACUCAACGAUUAAUUGAGCCUGCUGAUAUGAGUGGAGGUAAAGUAAUGUUAACGGGAUUUUUUGAUCUAAAAGAAGAUGGUAAAUUGGAUAUUGUAGUUGAGUAUAUGGAUAAAAAAAAUCAACAAACAAAACACGAUUUCAUCAAAUGUGAUGAUAAAGGUGAUACGACUUUCCUUAAAGUUCAAACUCACACAAAUGUUUGUCAGAAAGAAUGUCCAGGUAGAAAAGCACGAGAUUUUGGUAGUGGAAUUCCAUGGCACGGAGCGUGUGUUUCAUAUUCAAUGACAGAUUCUUGGGGAAGUUUUAAAGUUUCAAAGAAAUGUCAACUUUCCCAGACUAAUCAAAGAACAUUACAAGGACCUUAUGUAUUAUUUGGAUUAGGUCGAAGUCCAAAUUUUAUUGACAUUAUAAAGUUUGAUGGACCUUUUAACUAUAAGCAUAUGGUGAAAGCCAAAUCAUAUGAAUUACCACAAAUAGUGCCAAAUUCAAGAAUUGUUGCUGUUCCACCACGAGAAUCAAACAAUUUAUGGUAUAUACGGCUUUAUCUUACCCCAUCACGACUUAUCCUUCAAAGCUUUAUUGUUCUUGCAAUAGUAUGUAUUCUUCUUUUGUUUUCAGCUGGAUUAUUGCAUUUGCGAGAACGUCAACAAGAUAAACGUGAAAAAAAUUCUCAACACCAACGGUUUUUCUUUGACGCAAUAUAUAAAAUCAAAGAUGAAUUAGGUAGAGGAAGUUUUGGUAUUGUUUUGGAAGUAGAAGAUAUCAUAACAUCAACAAAAUUAGCAAUGAAAAUUGCAAAAAAAAAUAAUGAUGAAGGAAGAUGUUUAGUGUUAGAAAAAAGAAUUCUUAUAAAAAUUAGAAAAUCAAAUUAUUUUCCAAAAAUUUAUGCAGCAGGAACUUUUAAGAAAUAUAAUUAUAUAAUUUGUGAAAAAUUAGGAAAAAAUUUACAGUCAAUAAUGCAUGAAAAAUAUGACGAAAAAUCAUUUCAUCAAUGUGUUAUCGCUGAAAUUGGAUAUCAAUUAAUUGAAGCUUUGACUAUACUUCAUGCAGCAGGCUACUUGCAUAGAGAUAUAAAACCAGAUAAUAUGAUGAUUGGUCUACCACCAAAUGAUAGAAGAAUCUAUUUAAUAGAUUUUGGUAUGAGUAGGCAAUUCAAAAAUUCUGAUGGAAGUUUACGAAUAACAAAAAGAAAAAAUCUUUGUUUUAGAGGGACAAAAGUUUUUGCCUCAAAUUGGGCACUUUUAAAUAAUGAACAACAACCAUGGGAUGAUAUACAUUGCGUUUUAAUAUCCCUAUCUUUCAUGCUAAAUGGUACCUUACCAUGGUGGGAAUCAUAUGAAGAUACAUUAAAAUUAAUUAAAAAAAAAAGUAAGCAUACUAAUAUAAAUAUGUUUACACGUUUUGGAAACAGUGGAAAAAGAUUCGCAUUAUAUGUUUUAAAUUCUUUUCGUAAAUAUGAAGUGGAUUAUAAAUAUAUGAGCAAAUGUUUAAGAGAUGAAAAAGAAAGGCUUGACAAUAAAACAUUUGAAGCUUAUUGGUCAUGGGACUUAAACUGGACAAAAACACUUUUGAAUCCUUAUGAAAAGCAAUUAAUUACCCUAUCCAAAACAACAUUAAGUAGUAUACCAAAAAAAGAAAUUAUAAGAAUUAAAUAA
This is a messenger RNA of Strongyloides ratti, 2811 nucleotides long. Its product is annotated as T-cell immunomodulatory protein. Gene Ontology annotation, biological process: protein phosphorylation. Gene Ontology annotation, molecular function: ATP binding; protein kinase activity. NCBI's taxonomy places the organism in Eukaryota, Metazoa, Nematoda, Chromadorea, Rhabditida, Strongyloididae. The transcript is spliced from 4 exons. Bases 1 to 2811 code for a protein of 936 amino acids. Gene Ontology annotation, cellular component: plasma membrane. The record is from RefSeq and is a predicted model, not a curated record.